AUGGCCCGGAGCAGCUCGUCUCUCUCCAGAUGGACGCUAUUGCUCGCGUUGGUUGUCCUUCUCGGGUGUCUUGUUGUACCCGGAGUUACUGUGAAGCAUGAGAACUUCAAGAAAUGCUCUCAAUCGGGGUUUUGUAAGCGGAACCGAGCUUUUGCAGAUGACGUUUCCGCCCAAGGCGCGUCUUGGAUUUCACCAUAUGAACUCGAUCCCUCUUCAAUUCACUUCAAAGAUGGCCAAUUGCACGGGACAAUUCUCAAGUCCAUAUUUGCCAAUGAGAAAGUCAAGCUGCCACUUGUGAUUUCUUUCCUGGAGUCAGGAGCUACGCGCAUCGUGGUCGACGAAGAGAAGCGGAUGAAGGGCGAAAUUGACCUCCGACACAACAGCCAAGUGCGCAAAGAGCGAUACAACGAAGCAGAGCAAUGGGCGCUGGUGGGUGGUUUGGAAUCGAGCAAAACUGCCGCUGUGGACACAGAAUCCGAGACUGGAUUCACAAAGGUACUGUACGGGCCGGAUAACAAGUUUCAGGCGAUCAUUCGCCAUGCGCCGUUCAGCGUCGAUUUUCAACGCGAUGGCCAGAGCCAUGUCCAAGUGAAUCACAAGGGCUACCUCAACGUGGAACACUGGCGGCCAAAGGUGGAUGUGGCAGAGGGUGAUAGUGUUCAGGAAAAAUCAGAAUCUCAGCAAGAUGAAAGCACUUGGUGGGAGGAAACUUUUGGUGGAAACACCGACUCCAAGCCAAAAGGUCCAGAAAGUAUCGGCCUGGACAUCACAUUCCCUGGCUACAGCCAUGUUUUUGGGAUUCCAGAGCAUGCCGACUCGAUGUCUCUGAAGGAAACUAGGGGCGGUGAUGGAAAUCAUGCGGAACCUUAUCGCAUGUACAAUGCGGACGUCUUUGAGUAUGAGCUCAACAGCCCCAUGACCCUCUAUGGCGCCAUUCCGUUCAUGCAGGCUCACAAGAAGGACUCUACUGUGGGUGUCUUCUGGCUCAACGCUGCGGAGACCUGGGUCGACAUCGUCAAGUCGAAAUCCUCGCCCAACCCUCUUUCUCUUGGAGUAGGUUCGAAGACAGACACUCAAACCCAUUGGUUUUCCGAGUCGGGACGUAUUGAUUUGUUUGUCUUCUUGGGCCCCACUCCGCAAGAGAUCAGCAAAACUUACGGUCAACUUACCGGCUACACUCAACUACCUCAACAGUUUGCUAUCGCUUACCACCAGUGUCGUUGGAACUAUGUCACGGACGAGGAUGUCAAGGAAGUUGAUCGCAAGUUUGACAAGUAUCAGAUCCCUUACGACGUGAUUUGGCUCGACAUUGAGUACACGGAUGACAGGAAGUACUUUACCUGGGACCCUCUGAGUUUUCCUGACCCAAAGGGUAUGGAAGAGCAGCUUGAUGACUCUGAGCGCAAACUCGUGGUGAUCAUUGAUCCGCACAUUAAAAACAAGGAGGGAUACCCCAUCUCUGAAGAGCUGAAGGGCAAGGAUCUAGCUACCAAGAAUAAGGACGGGGAGAUCUACGACGGCUGGUGUUGGCCUGGCUCAUCUCACUGGGUGGACUGCUUCAAUCCCGAAGCAAUCAAAUGGUGGACUGGUCUGUUCAAGUACGACAAAUUCAAGGGCACCCAGCCGAACGUCUUUAUUUGGAAUGACAUGAAUGAGCCCUCCGUCUUCAAUGGACCGGAGACCACUAUGCCCAAGGACAAUAUCCAUUAUGGCAACUGGGAACACCGCGACGUGCACAAUGUCAACGGACUGACCUUUGUCAACGCAACAUACAAUGCCUUGCUGGAGCGAAAGAAAGGCGUGGUUCGUAGACCCUUCGUCUUGACCCGAUCAUUCUACGCCGGGGCUCAACGGGUAUCUGCUAUGUGGACGGGAGACAAUCAAGCCACCUGGGAACACCUGGCCGCAUCCUUGCCUAUGGUAUUGAACAACGGCAUUGCCGGGUUCCCGUUUGCUGGUGCCGACGUUGGCGGGUUUUUCCAGAACCCAAGCAAGGAACUUUUGACCCGGUGGUAUCAGACCGGCAUUUGGUAUCCCUUUUUCCGUGCCCAUGCGCACAUUGACACUCGCAGACGAGAGCCCUACUUGAUCGCUGAGCCAUACAGGUCGAUCAUAUCCCAGGCUAUCCGUCUGAGAUAUCAACUGCUGCCUGCAUGGUACACUGCAUUCCAUGAAGCUUCCGUGAAUGGAAUGCCCAUUGUCCGGCCCCAGUAUUAUGUCCACCCGGCGGACGAACAAGGCUUUGCCAUCGAUGACCAACUCUACCUUGGAUCUACUGGCCUGCUGACCAAACCUGUGGUUGCGGAGGGUGCCACCACUACAGACAUCUACAUCGCUGACGAUGAGAAGUACUACGAUUAUUAUGAUUUUACUGUCUACCAAGGAGCGGGCAAGAGACAUACGGUGCCUGCCCCCAUUGAGAAGGUCCCGUUGUUGAUGCAGGGUGGUCAUAUUAUCCCUCGCAAGGACCGCGCACGUCGUAGCAGCGGGCUGAUGAGGUGGGAUCCUUAUACACUUGUGAUCGUCCUCGACAAGAACGGGAAGGCCGAAGGCACACUCUAUGUUGAUGAUGGGGAGACGUUCAACUACGAGCAGGGUGGAUACAUACACCGUCGCUUCAAAUUCGAAAAAUCUACCCUUUCGUCGGAAGACAUCGGAACCAAGGGUUCGAAGACAGCCGAGUACCUGAAGAGCAUGGCGAAUGUCCGGGUUGAAAAGGUGGUUGUUGUCGACGCUCCCAAGGAGUGGCAGGGAAGGGCGUCCGUGACUGUCAUCGAAGACGGUGCAAAGAUGGCUUCUACCGCACCCUUGGAGUAUCACGCCCAGCACGCAGGCAAGGCCGCGUAUGCUGUGGUGAAGAAACCCGAUGUUGGCAUUGGAAAGACAUGGAAGAUUGAAUUCUAG
Messenger RNA from Aspergillus fischeri NRRL 181, 2904 nucleotides. Its product is annotated as glucan 1,3-alpha-glucosidase ROT2. Bases 1 to 2904 code for a protein of 967 amino acids. Gene Ontology annotation, molecular function: carbohydrate binding; alpha-glucosidase activity. The record is from RefSeq and is a predicted model, not a curated record. The transcript is spliced from 3 exons. Gene Ontology annotation, cellular component: glucosidase II complex. NCBI's taxonomy places the organism in Eukaryota, Fungi, Ascomycota, Eurotiomycetes, Eurotiales, Aspergillaceae. Gene Ontology annotation, biological process: carbohydrate metabolic process; N-glycan processing.